This is a messenger RNA of Benincasa hispida (wax gourd), 1670 nucleotides long. RefSeq names its product pectate lyase-like. NCBI's taxonomy places the organism in Eukaryota, Viridiplantae, Streptophyta, Magnoliopsida, Cucurbitales, Cucurbitaceae. Gene Ontology annotation, molecular function: pectate lyase activity. The record is from RefSeq and is a predicted model, not a curated record.
UGCGUUUCGCCUACUCAAAAACUUGUUCUUUAUUAUUGCUGGUGGUUUUUGCUUUGGGUUUUCAUAUUACUUCUAAAUCACCAGCCAUUUCUUGUCGAUAAAAAGAGGUAAAAGAACAAAAACUAACCCCAAAAGAAGACACAAAAAACAACAUCAUGGUCGGCUUUAGAACCUUGUUUGUGUGUUUGCUGUUGUUUUUUGUGGUAGCAAAUGCCGAUGUCGAUGAGGAUGAAUACUGGCGGACUCGUGCCACCGAAGCUCAAAAAGUGGCUCAAGAUGCCUACAAUCCGGACCCUGAAAUUGUUACCGACAACUUGAAUGCCGCUGUUAGCCGGGUAAUGAUCGGUCGCAACAGUACGAGAAGGAGUCUGAAUUACAAGGGACCAUGCUUGGCGACGAACCCUAUCGACCGAUGUUGGAGAUGCAAUCGAAAUUGGGCCAGGAACCGAAAGAAGCUAGCGGAAUGUCCAUUGGGGUUUGGCCACAAAACCAUCGGUGGAAAGAGAGGACCAAUCUACGUCGUGACAGACGCAUCCGACGAUGACUUGAUUAACCCUAAGCCUGGAACCUUGCGCUACGGCGUGAUCCAAAAAGGCCCACUUUGGAUCAUCUUCGGGCGAAGCAUGAUCAUCAGGCUAUCUCAAGAGCUAAUGAUCUCAAGUGACAAGACCAUCGACGCUCGUGGCGCCAAUGUCCACAUUGCGUACGGUGCUGGCCUCACCAUUCAAUUCGUUAACAAUGUGAUCAUCCAUAACCUUCACAUCCACGACAUCGUCUCAAAAUCAGGUGGAAUGAUUAGAGAUUCUGUGGAUCAUUACGGGUUCAGAACACAAAGCGAUGGGGAUGGCAUCUCCAUCUUUGGCUCUAGUCAUGUUUGGAUCGACCAUAUUUCCAUGUCCAAUUGUCAAGAUGGUCUCAUUGACGCUAUUAUGGGUUCCACUGCAAUCACCAUCUCCAAUUGUCAUUUCACUCACCACAACGAGGUGAUGUUGUUCGGAGCGAGCGAUAGCUACGCAGAAGACGCGAUUAUGCAAAUAACGCUUGCAUUCAACCACUUCGGGAGGGGAUUGGUGCAAAGGAUGCCAAGAUGCAGGUGGGGUUUCUUCCAUGUUGUUAACAAUCACUACACCCAUUGGCUUAUGUAUGCGAUUGGCGGUAGCCAACAUCCUACCAUUGUUAGCCAAGGCAACCGUUUCAUUGCUCCUCCAAACCCCAAUGCCAAACUGGUAACAAAGAGAGAAUAUGCUAUGGAGAGUGAAUGGAAGAAAUGGUCAUGGAGAUCCGAAGGAGAUGCGCUGGUGAAUGGAGCAGUGUUUAUUCCAUCAGGAGAUCAAACCAAAGGAAAGAGGAAAGGCUUAUCGAGAUAUGAUAUGAUUUCUUUCAAGCCGGGAACCUACGUCCGUAGACUUGUACGUUUCGCUGGCACACUUGCAUGCGCCCCACGCAAACCAUGCUAGCAUUUUUUUUUUUCUUUCACUUCUGUUAUUUUUCUGUUCUUUUUUUCUUUUGUUACAAUUAAUUUCUUUUAGAGAUAAAAAACUACAGAAUUUUGAAAGGCUUUUAUUUUAGCCUCUUUCCAGUCCAGUCUCGCCAUUCACCUCAGUCUUUUAGGAAAGAAGGAAGACAAAAUCUUUUGCCUUGUCAAGUCCUCUCUCUUUGUGUUUUCCUUU